Molecule: messenger RNA, 1911 nt
Organism: Naegleria gruberi
Lineage: Eukaryota; Heterolobosea; Eutetramitea; Acrasida; Naegleriidae
Exons: 2
Coding region: 675-1736 (353 amino acids)
Molecular function (GO): DNA binding
Source: RefSeq, a predicted model, not a curated record
AAAAAAAAGAACACCCUCUAAACUCUCGUUUUCUAGAUAUCUUCGUUAUCAUUCGUUAUCCUUGACAGACCAGUUUGACACUUGUCAAUUUGAUACUCUAGUAAACAAUCUUAUAUCUCCAGAAUCGAAUCGCUCAUAGCAACCGAGAGAUUGCCAAACAACUACUCGACAAUACCAUUGUUCUUUUUUGCUAUCAACAAUACCAAAUAUUCACUCUCGUAAAAUAACAUCCAAAACAGAUAGAUUCAACACUCUCUAGAACGAAGAGCAUUGCCAAAUCUUGAAACUUGUUAAACACCUGCACACACACAACUUACCAACUUAUCCUGUAUUACACACAGCCAGCAGCACUUCACUUGUGUUAUUAAUCUUGCUUGUUAGAAAAAAAACAAUUAAUACCAUUUACCAACAACUCACGUGUAGUAUAAUAUAUUAUUGCCUUAGAGUAACUCCCCGCCAAGUCAGUUCAUCCUUGAUUUUCAAUCAUCAUCAUCAAGAACCACGAAUACAACAACAAUAAGAAGAUUACAUUGUUGUUUUAUCCAUCUCCCUAAUUACAAAAAGUAACUCACUUCACGAUCCAUCACCCAGAACUGGAAACAUACUUUCCAUACUGAUAUCAUAUCAAAGAGAAGACACUUAAUCCAAAAAAACAGCUCAGCCACUCAUCAAGAAUGAUAACUACUACAUCUAGUCAGCCAUCAAACAGUCGAUUGAUUGCUGCCAUCUCUCCUUUGGCCUCUAACAUCCCAACUCCAAAUAUGCAAUCAAAUCCAGAGAUAACACAAAUCCCAUUAUCUAUAUUAUCCAAACACUCAUUGAUGAUUAAUAGUGCUUUUGGUCAACAUGUAUCAACAUACAAUCUUGAAAAAAUGUCUGAAAGCAAACAAUCAUCAACUCCUCUCCUUGAACCAAAACUUGCUUCAAGUGACAUCCAUUCUAGUACGAACUGUUAUGAAUUGUUCAGAUUUUCUCUGAAUAGUACUAAACAUGCCACUAACCAAGCAUGUAAAGUCAGAUCAUCCACUAGUAAUAGCACAACUCUUACAACAUGCUACUCCACCUCUGCCUAUCAAAAUCAACAACCACAUUCCAUUCCUAAUGAUCUGAUACAUCUUGCAACAAUGACACCUGAAACAUUCAAAUCUAGUCAAUCCAAAUUGCCUAUCAUCAGAGUUCAAGAAGUACACUCUCCUAUUAGAACAAGUCAUUACUAUGCUCCAAAGUUCGAUCAUUCACCUCAUUUGAGUUCAUUCCACCCAGUUGAUUCCAUAUCUUCUCCUUCUCUCAUUUCUCGUUCAAAGAUUAUUGGUGUUGUCUCUACUUCUAGGUCAAGCUCUGUUACUGAUAUUCAUAGAAAGAGUCCAAGCUUUGCAUCUGAAUCCUCAUCAUGCAAAUCACCAACUAGAGAUGACACUCCAAAAGCCUCCUUGUCAAAAAUCCAAAAACCAAAACAUGCUACUCAAAAGAAGAGAUCAAGUUCUUCCUCCUCAACUGAUGAAGAAGAAGGGAAGAAAUUCAAUACUGGUACUUGGACAAGAUCUGAACAUGAGCAAUUCCUCAAAGGUCUUGAAGAAGUUGGUAAGAACUGGAAACUCAUUUCUGAAAACUAUGUCCAAACAAGAAAGAGAACUCAAAUCGCCAGCCACGCUCAAAAAUGGUUCUUGAAAUUGGCAGAGAUGAAGAAGGGAGGAUCUGAUUCAUCCAACCAUUCUUCAGAAGAAUUAUAUUUAUAAGUAUUCAUCAACACCAUCCUCAAUAUCAUCACCCACAACAUCAUAUACAACAACAUUUGAUUAGAAAACCCUAAUCAAAUUGUUAAUCCCACACCUCAAAUCAUUCUACCCCCAAACCAAUGUGCAUAAAAACAAACAAGAACAAUGUAAAUAAAAUAUCAAAGAUUUUACAUAC